Messenger RNA from Zeugodacus cucurbitae (melon fly), 2697 nucleotides. Its product is annotated as nuclear pore complex protein Nup93-1. The coding region runs from base 164 to 2593 and encodes 809 amino acids. Gene Ontology annotation, molecular function: structural constituent of nuclear pore. Gene Ontology annotation, biological process: poly(A)+ mRNA export from nucleus; protein import into nucleus. NCBI's taxonomy places the organism in Eukaryota, Metazoa, Arthropoda, Insecta, Diptera, Tephritidae. The record is from RefSeq and is a predicted model, not a curated record. Gene Ontology annotation, cellular component: nuclear pore. The transcript has 13 exons.
UAUAGCAAAUUUCAAAGAACUUUUAUAUAAAUUUGUAAUUAUGUACCUAAAUAAAGAAUUGUGCAUGGCAUCACCAAAAUCUGCAUGACAUACAGCUGUAGCCGUCAAACAGUCACUGCCGCCAAAAACUACAACAACUUUAGAAUAGUUUCAUUUCUACAACAUGGAUUUUAACUCAUUGCUGCAACAAGCACAACGCUUGACCAACGAAACACAGAAUUCUGAGGAGCUGCCGCGCGUUGAACGUACGAUUUCGCAAGUUUUGCAAGCGACGCAGGAAUUGCACACACGUGUUACACAAACCGGCGCACAGGACAUACAAGCGCAUAUUUUACUCGGCUCUAAGGGUAUUGAUCUACCGAAAAUAUCGCAGAAAUUAGAAGCAUUAAAUGCGCGAAAAACCUUUGAGCCACUUGAUCCCAUUGCGGACACCGAUGUGCGUAGUUUUUUGAAAAACGAAAAGGAGAAUGCUAUAUUGUCUAUGAUUGAGGAAGUGAAUAGAAGUACAUUCGAGGCGGCGGAAAAACGACGUUGGGAGUGUGUGCGCAAUGAGUGGCAACAAGAGAAAGUGAAAUUGCUGAAUUCUUUAAUUGGACCAUCGCAGAAUUGGAUAGACAUACAAAAACUGCCAGAGCAAACAGUACUCAAUGAGACCUUUGGCACACGUUCAUGCCUCAAUCGAAUUGAAAUGGCAUAUGCACGUGAAGUGUACGAAUAUAGCACUGCCAUCAUGAAGGGUGGCUAUCGUCCAAAUCUCGUGCAGAAAUUUGCCAAGGUUGCGCAAAGUUUUGAGGAUCAAAAAGUCACUGAAAUUUGGGAAAUUAUGAAAUAUAUGGUCAAUAUAGCACCAGUUUCGCGUAAUCGUGACCCCAUACAAAAUCGCACGCAAAUAACACAAUUCAUUGAUCAAGCUAAAAAAUAUUUGGAAAAUCGUUAUAAAUUAUACAUGUCAACAAUCAUCAGCAGUAAUUUGCGUGAAGCACAACGUGGUGGUGUGCCAAGCACCUUUAAUUUAGUUUCCUCCUUUGUGGGCUUGACUUUCAACCAGUCGAACUGUUUUGGUUUACAAGAUGCAAGUAUUGAUAAUAAACCACUCUGGCCAAUGGUUUACUACUGUCUGCGUUGCGGUGAUGUGCAGUCGGCGCUGCGUUGCAUGCAAAUGGGCGGUGCCGGUCAUGAGGACUUCAUACAGGUGCUUGAAGACAAAAUAAACAAGCCAGAGCAAAAGAUCAAUUCCAAAUUGGAGGGACAACUCAAAUUGCACUAUUGCAAUAAAAUUAAGAACUCAACGGACCCGUACAAGAAAGCGGUUUACUGCAUCAUCGCCGGCUGCGACAUAAACGAACAACACUUGGAAGUUGCCAAGACCACUGAUGAUUUCCUAUGGAUACAACUCUCCCUACUGCGCCCCGAAUCGCAUGACAAUACCGAAGUGCUGACGUACUCUGGUCUGCAAACGAUGAUACUCGAAAAAUAUGGUGAGAAGCAUUUCAAUGCCAGUGAACAGCGUCAUCUGUACUUCCAAGUGCUGGCGCUAACCGGUCAAUUUGAGGCAGCCAUUGAAUUUUUAGCGCGUACCGAACAAUAUCGUGCGCAUGCAGUGCAUAUUGCACUCGCCUUGAACGAGUUGUUCCUCAUCGGUGGGCCGCGUAAUGUGCAAGAGCCGUUAUUGUCUGUUGACAUUGAGGAUCCAAUGCCAAUGCGUCGCUUGAAUAUUGCACGCUUGGUGAUGUUGUAUGUGAAGAAGUUUGAAAUUACCGAUCCCGCCGAAGCUCUGCAGUACUACUUUUUCCUGCGUAAUCUUAAAGAUCCCGAAGGCCGUAAUUUGUUUUUGGUUUGCGUCAGUGAUUUGGCUAUUGAAUGUCGUAAUUAUGAUUUGAUAUUUGGUAAAAUGCAACCGAAUGGCAUUAUGUCUGGCGGUCUGUUUGAACAAUUCGACUGCGUUGAAUUUGAUACACGCACAGCUGCUGGCAUGGCCGCUGAGGAGUUGGUGAAUAAGGGCAUGUUCGAGGACGCAAUCAAAUUGUUCGAUAUUGCUAGCAUGCAAAAUCAAUCUUUGCGCUACUUGGCCAUACUGCUUUCGCAAGUCGUGCAUCAAAGCUCCAAAAAGGAUUCGUUGCGUGAACGUUUGACCAUUAUGGCGGCUGAUUUCCGUGAACGCAUGCGCGGCAAUCGCAUUGACUGCGAUCCACAAGUUAUUUCCACCUUCAAUUUGCUCUGUGAGCUGGUUUCCUUCUUCGAUUAUUAUCACGAGCAGAAAUAUCAAUUGGCUUUGGAAGUGCUCGCCAACACCAAAUUGGUGCCAUUGUCAAUGAGCGACCUGGAGGAAUGCAUAAAUAAUUUCAAGCGUUUGGGCGGUGAGAUUUGCAAAGUGUAUCCGGAUAUAUUAUUGGCCGCAAUGGAUAUACUAUAUGCGCAGUAUAAAAGUGUUAAAGGACGUGAUACGGGCAUUGUGGAUACGGGACGUGAUCGCCAACUACAACACUUGCGUGAAAAAGCGAAGGCUAUCACAAAUAUGGCGGCCACAGUACCUUAUCGCAUGCCAGGUGACACAAAUAAACGUCUGGUACAAACGGAAAUAUUAAUGCACUGAAUUUAUGUAUUUAGUAUGUUUUUAGAUUAUUUAAGCAUUAAAAAUAAAAAAAGAAAAAAUAUUUUUCACUCAAUAAAAGUUAAAAACUGCAUAGGUUUUAAUUU